AUGCAUCGAGAUUUAAAACCUCCAAAUGUUCUUUUAACUAACAAUAGAAUUGUUAAAUUGGCUGAUUUUGGUCUUUCUCGUUUAAAUUUAGCUGUUCACGCACAAACAUUUUGUGGUACUCCUUAUUAUAUGUCACCUGAACGAAUUAUUAAAGAAUCAUAUACUUUUGCUUCUGAUAUUUGGUCGUUGGGUUGUAUUUUGUAUGAGAUGGGUGCAGCAAAAUCACCAUUCUAUGGUGAAAAGGAUAAUUUUCAAUCCUUGAUGCAAAAAAUACAGAAUGCAGAAUACCCGCCUAUACCCGAUGACAGAUAUACUCCUCAUCUUGAAGCUUUAAUUGUAUCUUGUAUGCAUCCAAUUAUGAAUGAAAGACCAAAUGCAUUUACAGUUUAUGAAGUAACUGAAUAUAUGAAUGGUUUAUGGAGAUAA
Molecule: messenger RNA, 426 nt
Organism: Meloidogyne enterolobii
Lineage: Eukaryota; Metazoa; Nematoda; Chromadorea; Rhabditida; Meloidogynidae
Source: the annotation of a GenBank genome assembly